CAAUCAACGUACACACACCACUGGCUGUCUCGUCCCCCCGGGCACCCUCCGUGCUUCUCCGCACUUCCUCUCCCUCCUCGCGGUCAGGUUGGCGAAGAGGGACAGGUUAUGGGCAGAAGCUUGAAGGCAGACGGACAGACGGACAGACGGACAGACGGACAGACGGACAGACGGAUCGCUCAAGGCAUGCAUACGUACAUACAUUGAACACAUCACACUCUGUCUGUUUGUCUCAAUGAUGAUGUCCGUGGUGGUGGUCCCCUCCACUGAGGUCGAUGGAGACGACUUUGUCCGGGUUGAGGAUGUUGUUGGGGUCGAGGGUCUGCUUGAGCGUCUUCAUCAGCUCCACUGAGGGGCGCCCCAGCUCCUUCUCGAGGUACUUUUUCUUGCCCAGACCAAUGCCGUGCUCGCCCGUGCAGGUGCCCUCCAUCUCAAUCGCGCGAGCCACCUGCACAUACGUACACAUGAUCGAUGGAUGCCUCUCUCCUUCUCUAUGACCGUCCUCCGUGUGGUACCUACCAUUCUGUGGUUGAGUCUGUGUGCCUCCUCAUCUUCCUUGGGGUUGUCGGGGUCAAACAUGAUCACCACGUGGAAGUUGCUGUCGCCCACAUGACCUAUGACACACAGACCACAAGAAGGCAACAAGGAAGGUCGAUUCCGCCACAUUCAUUCAUUCGCACACUUGGUUGGCAUCUCUGUCUGUCCCUCCCUCCCUCCCUCCCUCCCUCUGACUGACCAACGAUGGGUGCGAACAGGAAUGACUCGUCAAGGUCCUUCUUGGUGGCCUCGACCAUCUCAGCAAGCCGCGAGAUGGGCACCGCCACGUCGGUCGCCAUCAGCUGACGCUCUGGCUCCAUCGACUGGGCCGCCCAAAACCUGCACGCACGCACAACAAACAGCACGUCGACGAAAGGCAGGUGGAGGUGUCCGUCCGUGCCCCUUGUUCGUUCCCUCCCUCCUUUGGCUGGCUUACGCGUGCUUGCGUGCGAACCACAUCUUGUCCCUGGCCUCGGCCUCUUUGCACCAGACGUACUCCUCCUUGGUGUACUGGCUGCAGAUGUUCUGCACCUCCUUGACGUCGUUCUCCACGGAGGCUUUCGACCCGGUGAACUUGAGGAGCAGCAUGGGCUUCUCGGGCAGCGUCAUGCCGGCGUAGUUGUUGACCGCCUUGACCAUCUCGUUGUCAAACAGCUCUAUCGCACCCAUCUGUCUCAACACACACACACGCGCGCACCUCCCUCCGUAUCUACCCGCACCAUACAUAGCCACACGCACGGACGACAGAUAGACGCACCUGUAUGCCCUUUUGGAGCAUUUUGAUGACUGCGUUGGUGGCGUCUUUGACCGAGUCGAAGCUCACGUAGGCGAUCUCCAUCUGAUAUGGGAUGUUGCGCAUCUUCAGGGUGGCCUGCACACACACACACACACACACACACACAGAGAGAGAGCAACCACACCACCCCCGUCAGUACUGUGCGCGUCAGCUGUCCGUCGUGUGCGUCUCCGGGCGGCCUAUCUACCUCGGUGACGACUCCGAGUGUGCCUUCCGAGCCGACGAACAGGCGGGCGAGGUCGUAGCCAGCACUGCUCUUCCGCGCUCGCUGACCCGUCUUAAGAACCUGCAUGCCAUGCAUCAAGCAAGAACGAAACAUAAAUGACACCGGGUUUCAUUGUGAGCUCAAUGUGCUUUCGUUGUGUGUGUACACACUUACGGUUCCAUCGGCGAGCACGACAGUGAGGUUGACGACCUGGUCCUUCAUGGUGCCGUAGCGGACGGCGUUGGUCCCGGAACAGCACGUCCCGCACAUGCCACCGAUGCUCGCACCUAAACACACACUCACACACAACACAAAAUCAAAUGCACACGGACGGCCAUUUCGCAUGUGGUGUGGUGUGGUGUGCUCACCCACCAGUGGGUGCCCCACUCAGUCACCCCCUGACUCACCCGGUCCAGGGUCGACUCCGAGGAACAUGCCGUAGGGCUCCAUGUACUCGUUGAGUUCCAUCCAGCCGACGCCGGGCUGCACGACGACGUCCAUGUCGUCCUGGUUGACCUUGAGGACCUGGUCCAUCUUGCGCAUGUCCAUCGUGAUGCCGCCGCGAGUGGGGAUGAUGUGGCCCUCCAGGGACGUGCCGCUGCCGUAGGGGACGAUUGGAAUCUUGUACCUGUUGCAGAUGGUGAGGAUCUUGGAGACCUCCUGGGUGCUCUCGGGCCACACGACGGCCUGGGGGUUGGAGCGGGCGGCGUAGCCGCUCACCUCCUUGCCGUACUCCUCGCACUCAUCCUCCUUGCAGCUGAUGCGGUCGUCACCCAGCAUACCAUGCAGCUCCUCAUAGGCCUGACACACACACAGACAGACAGACAGACAGGCAGGCAGGCAGACGGGUGGAUGAAUGAACGCAUCGAUGGAUGGAGGGAUGCGUGAGUGGAUGCGUCAUUUCGGCCCGGCCCAGUGCUCUCCGACCGCAGGGAACGCUUCAGUGAAUGGCAUCCUUUUGAGCGCCAGCUCGCUGCAGGUGGCGGACCGCCGCUGAGAUUGCGAGUAGUAGUACAGCCCCGUCGCAAGGGCUCCACCUCCCAAUGCAGCACCAAUCUGACACAACACGUGCGUCGACAGACAGACAGACCGACCGACAGACCGACAAACAGACCGACAUGCGUACCAACCAGCCUCAGGGGCAGCGUGCGUCCCUGCCCGCCCACCUGCAUGUGUCUUGACCUGUUGCCCUGCUGUGUCCUGCCGCCAUAGCUGCUGUCACCACCGCCACCCCCAGAGUGCUGGGAGGAUGCCGACUGCGUCGAAAUCGAGCGGGAGGGGGCGAGGCGCAGGGGACAAGAGACUGCCACGUGGUGCCGGCACCUACACACCAAAACACGAGAAGGGCAGCAGAGGGGAAAGGUCCGCUGACUCAGCUGAUGGCCUGACGCUUUGCCUGAUGAAUCCUUACACAGCAGAGGGAAGGAUGCCAGAGGCGCGCACAGUGAGGUUGCGAGUCAUCAUGACUAGCAGAGUCCACUCCCCAGGUUCAGCCUCCUCACUCCAG
Vitrella brassicaformis is the source of this 3045-nucleotide messenger RNA. Lineage: Eukaryota; Vitrellaceae. The record is from the annotation of a GenBank genome assembly.